GAAACAAGCCCAAAUGUUUUUUCUCCGCCCACUAAAAACUUUAUUGGCCGUCUCUGCUUCAGCUCUCAGCUCACUGGGGUCUGUUUGCAACUGAUGAGCAGAUCCAGCAGUCACAUCUUGUACUCUCUGCAGGCUGAACGUUCUUAGAUCCAGGAUGCUGUUUGUUUUUUUCUUCCUGUCUUCUGGGGUUUUCCUGAAUAUGGGAGGAUCUACAGUAGUACCAUCUGAGCUGAGAAUCACCACGAUAAAGCAAGAGCCAUAUGCAACCACCAAAGGCACUCAGCUGGAGGGUUUCUGCAUGGACCUGCUCUCUGAAAUAGCCAAUAAAGUUGGCUUCAGGUACAAAGUGCAGCUAGUGAAAGACAACUCAUAUGGAAGGCAAGAUGAGAGCGGGAACUGGAAUGGGAUGAUUGGAGAGGUGGUGAGGGGGGAAGCAGACCUUGCCAUUGCUCCACUGACUCUCACCGCAGCUAGAGAAAGAGCCGUUGGCAUGACCAAGCCUUUCAUGCAGACGGGGAUCAGCAUCUUGCUGAGGAAGGACAUCUCAGAAGGAGCUGGCCUUUUUGACUUCCUGUCCCCCUUCGCUCUGGAAACAUGGAUCGGCGUGCUCGCCGCCUACCUGGGGACUGCUGCUUGCAUCUAUAUUGCUGCCAGACUCAGCCCAUGUGAGUGGAGUCAGGCUCAGAGUGACAAACACAGAUUCAGUUUCCUCUACAGCCUGUGGUACACAGCUGGAGCUCUAACUCUACAAGGCGCUGGUCAUCACCCCAAAGCCCUAUCAGGACGGGUCAUUUGCUGCAGCUGGUGGUUAUUUUCCAUCGUCCUUAUGGCUUGUUAUUUCUCCAACCUGAACUUGUCUAAGACUCCAGAGUCCAGUCGCUUGACAGUCAAAGGGUUUGAAGACUUGGCCAGUCAGGACAGGAUUGAGUACGGCUGCCUGGCCAGCUCUUCAACUCUGGCUUUCUUCAAGAAUUCAAACAACCCUUUAUAUCGCAGAAUCUAUGAAAACAUGGAGAGAACCAAUAGUUUCGUGUCAUCCAUGGAUGAGGGCAUCAGACGUGCUAAAGAGGGCAACUUUGCUUUUAUUGGAGAGUCGGUGUCUUUGGACUUGGCAGUGGCACGUCACUGUGAGCUGGUCAGAGCACAUGAAGUCAUUGGAAUGAGAGGAUACAGCAUCGCCGCUGCUCUUGGGUCUCCAAUCAUCAAGAACCUCAGUGUAGCUAUCCUUCAGCUGAAUGAGGCUGGUGAACUGGCUUAUCUGCGGAGCAAGUGGUGGGCUAGCAGCUGCAUAUCAGCCAAGGCCAAACCUUCAGCUCUGCAGCCACACAGCCUGAAGGGGAUGUUCCUGGUUCUGUCUCUGGGCCUUGGGCUGGGGACGCUGGUGGCCGUCCUUGAGCUCACCAUUAAGAGUCGCAGAAAAGCUGCGGAGCAGCAGAAGUCCUGCUGCUCCGUUCUGACCGAGGAGCUGAGACUGCGCCUCAGGAACGGCGACGUGAACAAACCCCAGGAAAACGUAGACAAAGAAAAAGCAUAAAACAAUUGUGACUAGUGUGAUUAAUGUAUUUGUUUCACAUUUAUUUUUUAAGGAAUAAUUUACAGGAACUGAACUUUACAUAUUUUUAAACUUUGAAUUUAACUUUUCAUUUAAAAUGUACAUUUUAAACUUCAAAUUUUACAUUAAAAAUCCAUCUUUUAUUUCUUUGUAUUUCAACUAAAGAAAAGACUAAAAAGAUAACAUUUUCAAAUAAAAAAGAUUUUUUUAAUCCAAGUUUACAUUUAAAACAGAGCUCUCAUUAGUUACCUAACUCUGUAUCAAGCUGUACAAUUGGCAGCAAAAACGAUUUUACAAAAGACAACUAACAGAAUAAAUGAAGAGUUGAUUUACAAAAACAUAUAAAAGCCAUUUUUGAUCUGAAUCACCAACAUUUUAUCACCUGAAUAAAAAAAGAUGCAUUUUUUUAAUGACUAAAACGGAGUUAUCUGCUUUUGUAAAAUAACUCUUCAGAUGUCGUCUGUAGAAAUUCCAGCUGUACUAAGAAAAUAAACAAUGUUUUUUGCUUCUCA
Nothobranchius furzeri (turquoise killifish) is the source of this 2064-nucleotide messenger RNA. RefSeq names its product glutamate receptor U1 (gene grik6). The record is from RefSeq and is a predicted model, not a curated record. NCBI's taxonomy places the organism in Eukaryota, Metazoa, Chordata, Actinopteri, Cyprinodontiformes, Nothobranchiidae. Gene Ontology annotation, biological process: modulation of chemical synaptic transmission; monoatomic ion transport; synaptic transmission, glutamatergic. Gene Ontology annotation, molecular function: transmitter-gated monoatomic ion channel activity involved in regulation of postsynaptic membrane potential; kainate selective glutamate receptor activity. Gene Ontology annotation, cellular component: presynaptic membrane; plasma membrane; postsynaptic density membrane.